Messenger RNA from Leopardus geoffroyi (Geoffroy's cat), 10590 nucleotides. RefSeq names its product ST8 alpha-N-acetyl-neuraminide alpha-2,8-sialyltransferase 3 (gene ST8SIA3). The transcript is spliced from 4 exons. NCBI's taxonomy places the organism in Eukaryota, Metazoa, Chordata, Mammalia, Carnivora, Felidae. Gene Ontology annotation, molecular function: alpha-N-acetylneuraminate alpha-2,8-sialyltransferase activity. Bases 447 to 1589 code for a protein of 380 amino acids. The record is from RefSeq and is a predicted model, not a curated record. Gene Ontology annotation, biological process: oligosaccharide metabolic process; N-glycan processing.
CCUCCCCCCGCUUAUUUGGGAGAUUAGAGUUCAUUAAUUAAGUCCUGUGCUUAGAUCGAACUGUAACGUUAUUCCAAUCACAUUUAUCUUACAGGCGGCGGAGGAGAUGGCAGCCUAGCUGGAAACGCGCGGGGGAGCCUCAGCCGGCGGCCGGGGACGCACAGCGCGGCGCGUUCCAUCGCCACGCCGCCGCGCAGGCCCUCCAUCUUCCUGCCCAGCCUCCUGGCCCCGCUCGGCCCUGCCUUGGGGGUCGGCUUCUCUCUGGGGCUCCUGCCCUUCCUCACCUCCCGGGCCUCCGCCGCUCCCCUGCCCGGUCCCCCUCCCCCGCCACACACGCUGACACGCGCGGGCGAACACACACACACUCACACACUGACACGCCAGCGAGCUGCUGGCCGCUCAAUGGACCGAUUUCCCUGCUUCCCUUGAUCCCAGCCCAGCCCGGGAUGAGAAAUUGCAAAAUGGCCCGGGUCGCCAGUGUGCUGGGACUGGUCAUGCUCAGCGUCGCCCUGCUGAUUUUAUCGCUCAUCAGCUACGUGUCCCUGAAAAAGGAGAACAUCUUCACCACUCCCAAGUACGCUAACCCGGGGGCGCCCCGAAUGUACAUGUUCCACGCGGGAUUCCGGUCACAAUUUGCGCUGAAGUUUCUAGAUCCGUCAUUUGUGCCCAUUACGAAUUCUCUGACCCACGAACUCCAAGAGAAACCUUCUAAGUGGACAUUUAAUCGGACAGCGUUUUUACAUCAAAGGCAAGAAAUUCUUCAGCAUGUCGAUGUAAUAAAAAAUUUUUCUUUGACCAAGAAUAGUGUUCGGAUCGGACAACUGAUGCACUAUGAUUAUUCCAGCCAUAAAUAUGUUUUCUCUAUUAGCAAUAACUUCCGAUCACUGCUUCCAGAUGUGUCACCCAUUGUGAAUAAGCAUUUUAAUAUUUGUGCUGUGGUUGGAAAUAGUGGGAUCCUGACAGGGAGCCGGUGUGGACAAGAAAUAGAUAAGUCAGAUUUUGUUUUCCGUUGCAAUUUUGCCCCUACGGAGGCUUUCCAAAGAGAUGUUGGAAGGAAAACCAACCUUACCACCUUCAACCCCAGCAUUCUGGAAAAAUAUUACAACAAUCUUUUGACCAUUCAGGACCGUAACAACUUUUUCCUGAGUUUAAAAAAGCUCGAUGGGGCCAUUCUUUGGAUCCCUGCAUUUUUCUUCCACACUUCAGCAACUGUUACCAGGACAUUAGUUGACUUUUUUGUUGAACACAGAGGUCAGUUAAAGGUCCAAUUGGCUUGGCCUGGAAAUAUAAUGCAACAUGUCAACAGGUACUGGAAAAACAAACAUUUGUCACCCAAACGGCUGAGCACAGGUAUUCUCAUGUACACCCUUGCAUCAGCGAUGUGUGAAGAGAUCCACUUGUAUGGAUUUUGGCCUUUUGGAUUUGACCCCAACACAAGGGAAGAUCUUCCAUACCAUUAUUAUGACAAAAAAGGGACCAAAUUUACCACCAAGUGGCAGGAGUCACACCAGCUGCCUGCCGAGUUUCAGCUGCUGUACCGAAUGCAUGGGGAAGGGCUCACCAAGCUGACUCUGUCACACUGUGCCUAAGACUCUGAACAGAAAGUGCCAAAUGGCCAUUUGAAAAGUGCCCCAAAUCAAACGGAAUAGUCUUCAGAAUAGAACCCUAGAGAAUUCCUUAUAAAGACUGUCUGCCGCUUAAAAGGAAAGAUCUCUUCUCUCCCUCUUUUUGCACCUGCUCUCUUAAGAGUCUUGGCAAGACAAACGAAUUGAAGCCACAUGAUGUAAACUUGAUUGAUAAAGGGAAUGUCGCAUUGGGAACCAUGCUGCUAACGAAAUGGUCGGAAGUAUUUUAGUGUUUGUAUUUUGAUAAUAAACUGCCUCCCAUGUUUUUAUGAGGACGGGAGCUGUCAUUGCUGCAGCUUUGAGAUACAGUCCUCAUUGUCACAGGCCUCUGGCCAAUUUGGGCAGGAUUUCAGUUUUCCCUGGGUGGGAUCAGACUCUUCAAAAUGGAAACAAAAAAACCAUUUGCGUAUCUCAUCUCUCUCUCUCUCUCUAUUUCUCGCUGUUGUUCUCAAUCUCUUCCCUACAAUCCCUCGCCCCACCAUUGUGGAGUUUAAUAAUUUGCUAGGAAUCAUAUUAAAUUAGCUUUGCUUGUAUGUGUUGCAUCUGUACUUGCUUGAUGUGUUUAAGGCUCUGGGUAACUUUGCUGUUUCGUGACAAGCUGACCAAAUGAUGAUGGAUCCCCUUAUGACUACUUUUAUUAGAAAUGCCUCUUACAAAGUUCUCACUAGUCCGUGCCAUCAUUCGACAGCAGAGUGGUCCCUCUGUGCUGAGUGGCAUCUUUCACUAUCACAAAGAAAAUGAAUGUCAUGGGUGGCACUGCAUCUCUUGACACGAAUGCUAUUGUGGCAGAUCAUUCUAUCGCCACAUCUGUGAGGGCAUGCCAGCCUGAGUUUAGUGCGUCCCACAAUCCCAACCCAAGAGCUGGGUUGGGCAUUCUCUCAGAAUAUAGAGGCAAUGAGUCAGCUUAAGAUCCUGGGACACAGAGAGGAAAAGGAAGAAAAAUACUUAGAAGUUGCUAUGGAAUCCCCAUAUACCCUAGAGCGUUGUAACCAUGGUGCCCAUUCAGAGACACCUGGUCUUUGAAAGCCAGCAGAGUUGCAGCAAAGUAGAAGACUGGAGGUUGAUCAGGACAGGCCCCUGUGGGAAUAGUGCUGAGGUGAGGUCAUCUUCAGUGUCCCUGUGUCCACCAGCACCACUCAGAACCAUUUGUUCUCUUCAAGAUAAUUGUAGACACUGGAUAGUCCCUUUUCCCACUGAAAUCAGAUCUGUAUGUCUAAAAAUUAAGGAUUUCAUAAGGAAAAGCCAUUGGGUAAUGGCAAGAUUUGAUACAAAAUAACCCUUGGAAUUUAAGCUGUGUAGAUCUGCCAUGAGGGGAUUAGUUGGCCGUUCUGUCUUUUUUUAGUAUUAUUAUUUCAGCUUUAGAAGUAGAAAUCACAUCACUCCCACCCCGGGCUUUUCACUGAGCAGCACUUUGUUCUUCCAGUUCGGCCCAAAGUCUGGCCAAGUUGAUGUUAAAUUUUAAUAAGAGUUUCUUUCUUCUUUCCAAAUGCCAGUCAAGCACAUUUGUAAUACAUUUGGGUGGGGUAGCUUGUUCUUUUCCAGAAGUCUCAUCCUAGUCUGCUUGUAAUGUUACAAAUGCCGUUUAGAAUAAUUGCCGUAGCUCAGUGAUCGGCUCACUGUCCCUCUUUGGGAAGGUAUAAUCAGGCCCCCCGUUAAACCGCAUACAAUAAGAAAAGACGUUGUGUCUUAUGCUCAUGUGCCUCCUGGUCCUAAAGGGGAGAUGUCUGGUUCUAAUUGUUUUCAGAAAGCUAAUCAGAGCAGCUUACAUAUAUCCAGAUACUAACUGGUGAAAGAAAAACCAUACAGGCUUGGAGUUGCUGCUAACUGUGGCACAUCUUACAAUGUUGUACGAAUGGCAAUCAUCCAAAGAGAUGGGAAGAAACAGGAAUAGAUGUUUCAAAAUGGGAAACACUGACACAGCUCAAUACUUGAAAGACAUUAGAGGAGGAGGUAGUAAAAAAAAAAAAAAACAUGUUUUAAAUUCACUGGUAUAACCUGGUGGGCAUCAACACCACCCCAUGCUUGUUCCCUGUCACUUUCAAGAGGACAGUGCCACAGCGCUCAUGCUGUGCUCUGCGAGGAUCACUGCGAGAUUGACAACUGACAGGAGUGUCUAGUUGGCUCUUCCUAAGCACUUAGUUCAUCUGGUUGCGGCUGAGUGAUAUUAAUGCCAAUAUUACAUGGGCCAGAUCCUGACUCUGGAGUUUUAAUCCCAAUGUGCCCAUUAGAUUUCACUAAAUAUAAAUACGUAGACACGUUGAACCAGGGAGGUUAAAAGAGCACAGGACCAGAAUCCCUAAAACUGGUUAACUGUUCUAUGGUGGACCUUUUAAAGUAGACCUCAUCAUAAUGCUGUUUUAGGAGUGGGGGUUGUUUUGUCGUUUCAAGUUGAGGAAGACGUUUUACAUCUCACACCACUCUCGGCUUCGUCUUAACCUCAGGGUGAAAAGGACUUUACCAUCCCCCAGUAUCGUCUCAUCUGUUGCUUUCACAAGAACUCAAAACGGGCUUCUUUCCUAGAAUCAGAGGGCUCAGCAGCCAGACCUAUCCCAUUUCCGGGCAGGACUUCCUGGAACUGAUCCAAAAGGACCACCACCCUUCCCUUUUCUGAAGAAAAUCUUAAGCCCUGCCAUAGGGUUAACCACAAUUCUCAUAGCUUAUAAAUUCUUUCUGUACAGCCUAUGUGCCUCCUAUUGGAAAACUUGGAUACAAAAUUUGGGUAAAGCGUCUAUCCCAGUUUUCAGCAGGUAGUAAACACUCACUAAAUGGCAGCUUUUACCGUUACUUCUAUUGUUAGUUGUGCCCUUGACUUACAGUUGCAGCACAGAGAAAUGCAGCCUCUAGCUGAUCAUACACGAUCUCUUUUUGUUUUUGAGGACUGUUUCAAAGGUCAAACCUAUGUAAACCACUGUCGAGACCAAAAGACCUGAGUCCUGAUUAGAAAGGCAGUGGUGUAAGUAACCAGAACGCCCUGGCCUGUGUGGUCAAGAGCAGUGAAAUGGGCAGACAGGACUAUUGAGUUCCCCCUCCUGAUUCAACUCAGAUACAAAUCCCUGGCUUUUGCACUGCCCUUGCUUUGCUGGUUCUAGGUUAAGUGCAUCCUUUUAUCAGAACCUUUCAUCUUUUAGGAUACUCACAGCAGAAUCCACCCUCAGCCAUUGGAAUGAAUUUUACCAUAAAGUCCUCAAGGCUGUCUACACAUGAUACCAACACAAAUGACCAAUUCAGUCGCAGAGGGGAAAAAAAAAACCCACAAACAUUUAGUGACCUGCUUAAUGCCAGUCCCUCAGUUUUGCAUUGGCUGUUCUGAGAGUCAUGUGCAGGGAUUGUAAACCAGGGGAUUCAGGACUAAAAUGUGGUACCAAGAAUUCCUCCCACACCCAGAAAUCCUUCCCAUAUUUGAUGAUUAAAACAUUUGUGGCUCCUCUGCCUUUGCUUCUGGGUCUCAAGUGUCCUUGACCAUUAUAAAAGUGCUGUGUGUUUAGUAGUGUUGUGUGCCUAGCAGUGCUGUGACUGCUGUACCAUGGUGUCAGGUGACCUUGGUGUCAGGCAUGUGACCAUGAGGCUGCCAGCCAGGAUAUGCAAGGUGAGAGGUCCCUCCAGCCUCCUUGUGUCUGGAUCUCCAAUUAUCCACGAAUAUGAGUGCCAUGACUAACCUAAUUUGGUGGGACGCUAAGGAAUGGAAGAGCUUUUCUUCUGACUUUGGGCUAAGCAGUAAUUUUUGGACACUCUCAAACAGCAAAGAAGGGUGGCCUGAGGCCAGAGGAAGCAGGGACAGAACUGUAGAAACAUGGGAUAUUUGAAAUGGAAGAACCUUUCAGUUUCUCUAGUCCUAAUCCUUGAUGUUACAAAUGAGAAAUGGAGAAGCAGAGAGGCUAAGUGAUUUCCCAAGAUUGCAAGGAUAAUGAGCAGAAAAAGUAUGACUCCUCAUCUCCUCCUUAUCAGCAUGUAAUGAAGAUGGGCACAAAAAGAAAGUGAUUUUGGUCUGGGGUCCUCAUGGCACAGAAAACAAGUAGUCUGUAAAGGAAGAAAAUUUAUCCCUCUCCCACAAAAAGCAUUUAUUUGUCAAUACAAAACAAUAAGGGAGAUGGUUGCCUAGGCAUACAACAGUCCACGGGUAAUAUCCUACAUUCUCCUUCCCCUAAAAUAAGAGAAAACCAACUUGGUAAGUCAUGAUUCUGGUAAAUCACAAUUUAGUUACUGAUAGUUCACAGUUGAUAGCUGGAAUUUUAUCCAAGACUCUAUUCACUUAUAAAACCUUGUUUUAGAAAUACGUAUGCACAAUUUAAAAGCUGAAUACUGAGAAUAGUUAUGUACUUCUUUUUAAAAAUCUUUAUCAAUUUAUUUAACCUCAAAAAAAUGGUUCACUCAUUGUAUUUCUCCAUGUAUAUAGUUUUCAGCUGGGGCCUGUUGAGAUAAGGAAUACCUUUUGUCAAUUCAUUCCACAUCGUAAGUAAUUUCAAGAGCAGACUUUACAUUAUUGCAUUUAGUUCAAAAUGCUAAGAAGAUGUGUAAAUAAUAGUAAAUAAUUUGGGCCGCGUCUUCAUGUGCAAAAUGACAGACCAGUUUUCUAUAUAAAUCUGCAUCUCUGAAUUGUUUUCCUCUAAUGGUUUAAAUGUACCAAGCAAAAGUAUCUGUGUAGCCUCUACUUCCCCCUGAAUACACAGAACUGUCCUUUUGCUUACAAAGAGAGUUGGGGCCGUGUAUGUGGCUGAAAAACCCAGAUGGAACAUGACAAGUGCCAGAGACUUAGGUGGCCCUGGGCCACCUGACUGAUGUGACUGGGCUCUGUGGCCCAAUUAAUCAGGGCCACAGGUGAAUUGAUGACAAGGACCAAAAUGACUAAAUAUUGCUUUGCCACAUAAGUCUAACGUUUGAAAUGGGAAACCUUUUAGAACGUCAUUAUUGUAUUAGAGAGUAUUUCUGAAAAUUUGUUUUUAUUGUGAUUAUUAUUAUUGAAGAUACAUGUUUUAAUAGAUGUUUUAUCCUCAAUGAAGCCCGUUCUCAUGCUGUUAAUUACAGCGGAAUCAUAGGGAAGAGCCUGUCGCAGAAAAGCUGACUCCAAUCUAAGAUGACAAUGGGGUGAUGGGGUUAGGACCUGGAUUAUGCUGCUGAUCCACCAGCAAACAAAGCUGGAUGAUGUGAGGAGCUCUUUAAAACACUCUUCCUCCCCACACCAGACCUUUGACUCAGAAUGUGCUGGGAUAAGCUAAGCUUACAAAGAUUCCCAGGUGAUUCUGAUGUUGCCAGCAUUGGGAAACAAAUAACAUAUAGCCAAGUCACAUAUACCAUUUUGACCAAAGUAGCUGAAUGCUUAUCACUCCUCAUGUAAUUAGUAGCCUAUCUGUCCCUUAAAGUUAUCAUAAUACCCGGCAAUAUAGACACAGUCUUAGUGACUCAACUACUCAAGUUGUGUUUUGGCUGAAGUGACCUGUCACUAAUUUGUAAGCAAAUAGUAACUGGUUAAUUUAGUCAGAAUGGACGCAAGCCUGAAGACAGAGCGAGGGACAUAGCUUUAAUAUACUUUACCCCAAGGCCAGCUCUUUAUAUUUCACUUUUUAUAUUUCAAACUAAGAGGCAGAUCUCAGGUCAAUCAUCUUUACAGAUAGACAGACUGAGAAACAGAGAAGUUAAGUGGUUCAUUCAGAUUCUACUUGGAUGUCAUUCCCAGAGCCUAAAAUAUUCCUAAAGGGGCCUGAUUUCUCAACCUACAGGUAAUUCCCCAAAUACAAAGAUCCUCAGGCUAAAAUGAAACCAAUCAAGAAAGGAAAUUCAAGAAGUUAAAAUUUUACAACCAACUGAGUAUAAAAUUCUAAGACCAGCUGAACGGGUUGGCACUGGCGGCCAGCCUCUGUUGAAUAAGGUGAUACCAUUCUAAUGUGGUUUGGGCCAGGCUCAUUUUGACAGCUGUGCACAUGCAAAGCCUUUAAUCAUCAGAGAUACUAAAGGGCUCCUGUGAUUUUCCUUCCAUGGGGCUCAGAGACGAUUGUAGCUCUUCAGUGUGCUGCUCAACUUUUAACAACUGGAUCUGGAGAAAGUGGGGCCCUGAUUUGUAGCAUUUGCCAAUUUCCAUGGUAUAAAUACUGUCAGCAUAGAGUUUCAAGCUACUAACUUGAUGUCAACCAGCUGAAUAUGUAAAAACGUGUUUUCAGGAGCCAAUACGAGCUGGCUCCAGCACCGCACUGCCUGAACAACUUCUGAGUCAGUGAGUCCCAAAUGGGAGAGGCUAGCAGUGGCUUUGGAGAAACUCCCAAGUGCCCCCUCCCUGCAAGGAGGCGUUUCUACUUCGGUUAGAUCUACUAAUUUUUCGUAUAUUAUUGUGUCCUUGAAGCUAAGGACCCUAAGGUGUUCAAAAUAUUUCCUAGCCAUGUGACUCUUAGGAACCUCUCAACAGACCACUCAGUACUUUGAGAGAUAACCAGCCACGGUUUUUCUAAUUUCUACGGAUGAAUUUCCAGGUAAACAUUUUUUAAUUUAACUGCCCGUUGAAACCAUGUUUGGCUGAUCUUUUCUCAUAUCUUAUAGUCCAUUACCUGUUUCCCCAGAUCUCUAAUUUUCCCUGUCCACUUGCUCCUCAUUCUUCUGACACAGCAUCCAGAAAUCAGCACUUGCACGGAAGCAAGGGAAGAACAGACAUCCAGUAAGCUUACCUAGACCUACCACCCUUAGAGAGUCUCCUUUCUUCAAGUGUCUCUACCCCAGUAGGGGACACCUGCUAAGCCUCAUGCCCAAGGCUUGAGUAUGCGUUCGGCUGGGCUUUCUUUGGCCUCAAAAAGUUUCUGACUGGCUGUAAACAGCACAAAUAAGAACACCACUGGGCAAACUUUGUAGAGGAAGGCAUCAUGUGACGCCUUGCCCUUAGCUAUGCUAGUGUAAGGCAGGACCCGGAAAAAACCUACCAAAUCAAACAUUUGGCCACUACCAUCCCCUGGGCAUUGAGAAGUAGUUGUACUAUAAACUUCCUUCUUCUUCCUACUGGUUGUAAGGGAAUUUCCUACUUACAGAGUGUUUAGAAAUCAAAUACUCUGGUGAGCCACAGAACAAGCUUUGUUUGCAAAUUAAAGGUUUUCCUGUUCUUAGGUGAAUUUGAUUAAAUCCUUUGGAAGUCAAUGCUGGAAAAAUAAUGUAUUUAAUUCCUCAAACGUAGUAAGUGGACAUAGGCUUUUAUUCUGUAUGUAGUAAAUCAAAGCUAGAUUAUAAAGGACAAAAUCUAGUUUUCUUGCUGUCGUAAAAUAUCCUACAGGGUCUAUAACAUGUUUCUAGACUAUAAAUGUUUGAAACUCAACUUGAACAUUGUCUAUCUUAUGUUUAAAAGGCCAGGGUAUCCCUCUGUUUUCUGUGCUCCUUAACAGCCAUUGAAAUGAGCUUGCUUCUCUAUACUGAAUAAGCUACAUCUUGUUUUAAAUGGAUCAGGUACAUGUUCAGAUGUUUUUCUGUAUUCAAAACAAAUUGCAUGUAACCUGGGCACAAAAUACACCUUCAUCCCCUGGCUCUUUUCUGGACACCAAAGAGAUAAGGCCAUAGCUACAAGCAGAAGGGAGUUGACAGAAGGCCCCAUCUUAUUAUGAACAAAUUCACAGUAAAACCAGCCUUGAGGAAUGAGUCACUCCCAAAAUAUAUUUAGCCAGGGAAAUAGGUUAGAAAAAUGGGUAGACGAUGGGAGAGAGGUUUGUUCAAUGUGUAGAAGUGGAAUAAAGUCAUGGAAAUACUUACAAAAAGGAAAGGGAAGUUUCCCUCUGAUAUCUGGAAUCUAGACCAUUUUGCAAGACUUAGAAUAAUUGGUCUCCGUGUCUAAACACUCUUUAACCAUGUUUCAAAAUCCAGGUCUCAGCCCUUAUUAUACAGAAAAUCAGCCUUAGAGCCAGGAGCCCUGGGAGGGGGUUAUUGAUGAGCUGAGAUCCAAUCACCAAGCAUCAGCAAUUAGCGCUGAAAUUCUCCAAGGACACAAAACAAAAAUAUUGAAACAUCACAAUGCAGCAUCGUUUGUUCACAUAGGAGAAUCAACUACAUGCCUAGCAGAACUUCACAGAUCUAGACACUAUCUCAGGUCUAGAUUCCAGAUCAACAUCUUCAACAUGGAGAUGAGACAGCUGAGGGUCAGAGAGUAGAAGUGACUUAUCUGCCCAGCUAGUUAAAAGCAAUCAGAGUCAGGGUCUCCCAAACCAUGGAUUCUACUACAGCACACCAUGCUGCCUCCACUCUGUAGGGGGGAGGCUGACAAUCCACUGUAAAGCAUAAAUCAGAAGUCCAGACGAAAGAAUGUUUGCGAUGUCUUCUCUCACUUAACCUACUUGGUUUCACCACUUCAUUUUAGCCUCAUUUUAAAGAAUGCUAUACCAAUGUAGAAUGAACAACCAAGCUCUUUUCAGAGUAAUGAUGAAACCGAAAGGUCAAAGGUGGGAGAACAGUGAAUGUAAGUUAUUAACGAAAUGGGCAAGAAGCAUGUGUCAGGGAAAAUCAAUGCUUCUUCCGUUGUCAUAACCACGGAGCCCUCCCCUCACACACUUGACGCAUUUAUUUUGGAAAACGCCAUCUUACGCUGAGACACUGGCAUUGAAGACUUCACUCCUUCUCGCCUACAUCAGAAGUACUCUCACUCUUCGGGAGAAGCCGUGGCCCUCAGGAUCAGACUCACAUCUCCUGUGACAGGCAGCCUCAGCUGCCCUCAGAAACAAGCUGCCAGACUGACAGGGCCACGGAGACCCGAAAGGAGCCAGCCCUGCUGGACUGAGGAACAUGUAAAUAUCUUCUGCCUUCUUGGUGAACAGAGAUGAUCAUCUUUCUUUUGUAGGGGUAAUUGUGUGUAUAUUGUGACUAGUUUGUGAAGAAAAUGCAAUGAUUUGCUUUGACAGCUCCCCAAAUGUACCUGUUAAGUGUGAAUGUGCCUGCCUCAUUGCCUCAUGUGCCAAACACAGUACUGAAUGCGUUGUUUUUAAAUAAACUGUUUUACUGUGCAUUGGAAAAC